Messenger RNA from Medicago truncatula (barrel medic), 3030 nucleotides. Its product is annotated as probable alpha,alpha-trehalose-phosphate synthase [UDP-forming] 7. Bases 283 to 2868 code for a protein of 861 amino acids. The record is from RefSeq and is a predicted model, not a curated record. Gene Ontology annotation, biological process: trehalose biosynthetic process. Gene Ontology annotation, cellular component: cytosol. Gene Ontology annotation, molecular function: trehalose-phosphatase activity. Lineage: Eukaryota; Viridiplantae; Streptophyta; Magnoliopsida; Fabales; Fabaceae. The transcript is spliced from 4 exons.
GUGAAUCUUCCACUUUUAUAUUUCAUUCAAUAACGCUUUUUUCUAAUUCAUAAUCAUAAUUCAAUUUCUUUUUUGUUUUCUGAGAGAAAGAAAGAGAAAGAAGGGAGAUCUUGUUGUGUAAAUAAGAAAACCCUAGUUUUUUCUUUUUUCGGUUAUUUUCAUAAUUUUUCAGAUUAAUUCACCUUCAAUCUCAAUCUGCUACUGUUACCAAUAACCAUUGCUUCAAUCCAACAAGAGUGAAGAUUUUGUGGAGAAGUGUGUAUUUUUUGGAAGGACGUAAAGAUGAUGUCCAGAUCGUAUACAAACCUUUUAGAUUUGGCUUCUGGGAAUUUCCCAGCAAUGGGAUCAGGAUCGGGGAGGGAGUUUAAAGAACGAAGGCGGAUGCCGAGGGUUAUGAGUGUCCCGGGGAUUGUCUCAGAGGUGGAUGAUGAUCAGGCAGUAAGUGUUUCUUCGGAUAAUCCGUCAACUAUUACUACUGAUCGAAUCAUCAUUGUAGCAAAUCAGCUACCUUUGAAAGCUAAUAAAAGAGAGGACAACAAAGGGUGGAAUUUUAGUUGGAAUGAGGAUUCUUUGCUAUUACAGCUUAAGGAUGGAUUUCCAGAAGAGAUGGAAGUUUUGUAUGUUGGGUCUUUGCGCGUUGACAUUGAUCCUGCUGAACAAGAUGAUGUAUCGCAGUAUUUGCUGGAGAAGUUCAAAUGCGUCCCCACUUUUCUGCCUCCUGAUGUUUUGGCAAACUUUUACGACGGCUUCUGCAAAAGGCAGUUAUGGCCACUUUUUCAUUACAAGUUACCGUUUUCAACUGAUAAAAGCCACCGCUUUGAUCGCCAUUUGUGGGAAGCCUAUGUUCUGGCAAACAAGCUGUUCUUUCAGAAGGUAGUAGAAAUAAUAAACCCGGAGGAUGAUUAUAUUUGGGUUCAUGAUUACCAUUUGAUGGUGCUGCCAACUUUUCUAAGAAGGCGUUUUAACAGGGUUAAAAUGGGAUUUUUCUUGCAUAGCCCCUUUCCAUCAUCGGAGAUAUAUAGGACUCUUCCUGUCAGGGAGGAGAUACUUAAAGCUUUACUAAAUUCUGAUAUCAUUGGAUUCCAUACUUUCGAUUAUGCUCGUCAUUUUCUUUCCUGCUGCAGUCGUAUGUUGGGUCUAGAGUAUCAGUCAAAGAGGGGUUAUCUAGGAUUGGAAUAUUACGGGAGGACUAUCAGUAUUAAGAUCAUGCCUGUUGGGAUUCACAUGGGUCGGAUUGAAUCUGUUAUGAGGAUGUCGGAUGAGGAGUGUAAAGCAAGGGAGCUCAAACAGCAAUUUGAAGGAAAAACCAUUUUGCUUGGUAUUGACGAUAUGGACAUUUUUAAAGGUAUAAAUUUGAAGAUUCUGGCUAUGGAGCAGAUGCUGAAACAACACCCCAAAUGGCAAGGAAGAGCUGUUUUAGUCCAGAUAGUUAACCCUGCUAGAGGUAAAGGGAUACACGUAGAUGAAAUCCAUUCUGAAAUAGAAGAAAGUUGCAGCAGGAUCAACAGAGUGUUUGGACGGCCUGGUUAUGAACCUAUUGUUUUUAUUGACAGAUCGGUUCCAAUUACUGAAAAAGUUGCCUAUUACAGCCUUGCUGAGUGUGUUAUUGUCACAGCUGUAAGGGAUGGGAUGAACCUAACUCCUUAUGAAUAUAUUGUUUGUAGACAGGGAAUAUCUGGUCCUGAAUCAAGUUCCAAUGCGAAUAGCCCAAAGAAGAGCAUGCUUGUAAUAUCAGAAUUUAUUGGGUGUUCUCCAUCGCUAAGUGGGGCUAUCCGUGUCAAUCCAUGGAAUGUUGAAGCAACUGCGGAGGCAAUGAAUGAAGCCAUUUCAAUGAGUGAUGGAGAGAAGCAGUUGCGGCAUGAAAAGCAUUAUCGGUAUGUCAGCACUCAUGACGUGGCUUACUGGUCACGUAGUUUCUUGCAAGACAUGGAGAGGGCUUGCACGGACCUUCUUAGAAAAAGAUGUUGGGGAAUAGGUCUUAGCUUUGGAUUUAGAGUUGUGGCUCUUGACCCUAACUUUAAAAAGCUCUCCAUUGAUGCUAUGGUUUCAGCUUACAAGAGGGCAAGGAGUAGGGCCAUUUUGUUGGACUAUGAUGGUACUGUGAUGCCACAAAACUCCAUUAACAAGAGUCCAAGCAAAGAGGUCAUCUCUCUUUUGGAAAGUCUCUGUGCAGACCCCAAAAAUGUUGUUUUCAUUGUUAGUGGACGGGGUAGGGAUAGCUUAAGUGAAUGGUUUACUCCCUGUAAAAAACUUGGAAUUGCUGCAGAACAUGGGUAUUUCUUGAGGUGGUCCAAGGACGGUGAAUGGGAAACUUGUGGUAACUGCUCUGAUUUUGGAUGGAUGCAGAUUGCUGAACCUGUUAUGAAACUAUAUACAGAGGCAACUGACGGUUCCAGCAUUGAACGAAAAGAAAGUGCUUUGGUUUGGCAAUACAGGGAUGCCGACCUUGGUUUUGGAUCAUCUCAGGCUAAGGAAAUGUUAGAUCAUCUAGAAAGUGUUUUGGCCAAUGAGCCUGUUGCUGCAAAGAGUGGUCAGUUUAUCGUUGAAGUGAAGCCCCAGGAUGUGAGCAAAGGCUUAGUUGCGGAUAAGAUAUUUUCGUCAAUGACCGAAAGUGACAAACAGGCUGACUUUGUCCUGUGUGUUGGUGAUGACAGAUCAGAUGAGGACAUGUUUGAAAUAGUUAGUAGUGCAAUCUCAAGGAAUAUUCUUUCCUCCAAUGCUUCUGUAUUUGCUUGCACGGUUGGACAAAAGCCAAGUAAAGCAAAGUAUUAUCUAGAUGAUACGUCUGAAGUAAUAAAUAUGCUAGAAUCUUUGGCUGAAGAAUCAGAUUCUUCACCAUGCAUAGAAGAAUCUGGGGAUUCCUCUUGAAUCCAAACGUGACUGAGGUUUCUCCUUAUUUAGGUGAUGUUUUUUCUUUUUUUUUUUCCUUUCUAAAUUUGAAAUGUAAUAUUCUUUGCGACAAUUGGGGCGUUUGCAGAAUGUUUUCAUAAAUUUUCCUUUUCAUUUUCUUUGUUUAUCCUUUUUCAGUUA